Molecule: messenger RNA, 1745 nt
Organism: Paramisgurnus dabryanus
Lineage: Eukaryota; Metazoa; Chordata; Actinopteri; Cypriniformes; Cobitidae
Gene: wnt11f2
Product: wnt 11, family member 2
Biological process (GO): canonical Wnt signaling pathway; multicellular organism development; neuron differentiation
Cellular component (GO): extracellular region
Molecular function (GO): cytokine activity; frizzled binding
Source: RefSeq, a predicted model, not a curated record
AUCACAACUCAGUGUGGAUGACUGACUAAUCGGCGUGUAUCCCAGCUACUGUGAAAGACAGAUAACAGAACUUCACUAGGAUUUCUAAACGGCAGCAAUGACAGGAUACGGGAUUUUUCUUCUAUUUAUCGCGACUUCUUUGAGUGUGAUAUAUCCAUGCACAGGAAUAUCGUGGCUCGGUUUAACGUUGAACGGGAGCUCGGUCGGAUGGAAUCAGACGCAUCACUGUAAACUGCUGGACGGGCUCGUGCCAGAUCAGAUGCAGCUCUGUAAACGGAACCUGGAGCUCAUGCACAGCAUAGUGCACGCGGCGAAACUCACCAAGAGCGCGUGCCAGAGCACGUUUAGCGACAUGCGCUGGAACUGCUCUUCUAUCGUGAACGCGCCUCAUUUCACCCCGGACCUUGCUAAAGGGACCCGUGAGACAGCAUUUGUAUUUUCUCUGGCCGCUGCAGUGGUCAGUCAUGUCAUUGCACGCGCCUGUGCAUCCGGAGAACUUCCAAGCUGUUCCUGCGCACCAGCACCCUCAGAGCAGGCGGCCCCGGACUUUAGAUGGGGUGGCUGUGGAGAUAAUGUUCGCUAUGGUCUGCAGAUGGGUUCAGCUUUCUCAGACGCGCCCAUGAGGAAUCGCCGCUCUGGACCACAGGCGUUUAGACUCAUGCAGCUACACAACAAUGCUGUGGGAAGACAGGCACUUAUGGAUUCUUUAGAGAUGAAGUGCAAAUGCCAUGGUGUUUCUGGGUCUUGCUCUGUGAAGACCUGCUGGAAGGGCCUUCAGGACAUCAGCUCCAUCUCCGCCGACCUCAAAUCGAAAUAUCUGUCGGCCACAAAGGUCAUUCCACGUCAGAUAGGCACCCGUCGACAGCUGGUUCCACGGGAGAUGGAGGUGAGGCCGGUAGGAGAGAAUGAACUUGUCUACCUGGUCAGCUCAUCUGAUUACUGCGCACAAAGCGCCAAGCAGGGGUCAUUUGGAACCAUAGACAGGCAGUGUAAUAAGACCGGGAUAGGCAGCGAUAGCUGUGGGCUCAUGUGCUGUGGACGGGGAUACAAUGCCUACACAGAGGUGCUGGUGGAACGUUGUCAGUGUAAAUAUCACUGGUGCUGUUACGUCUCCUGCAAAACCUGCAACCGUACUGUUGAGAGAUAUGUCUGCAAGUGACGCACCACAUAACAAUCACCAGAGAGAAACGAUGCAUUGGUCUCUCAACAUUUAUGUGCUCUUUUUAAGAGUAGAGGGAGUGGGAAAUCCUCUCUUAAGUGCAGUUUGGAUGCCAUGAGAGUGAAGAAAGAAGAGCUGGAGUGAAGGAAUAAGGAAUAGUGAAGAUUUUUCCAUUGACUGAUACAUCUAAAAGAGUUAAUGAAUUGCUUUAAAACAAAGGACCCUGUGGUGAGGCCCUGAAGGCACCCCACAGAAAACCUGAGUGAUAAGUAGUGGCAAAAACUCAUCGGCUCUGGCGCAGAGAAAAACUGUGGGGGAAGGGUUGAACUGCUGGGAAAGUUUCAAUUUACCUCAAUAAUACAUUUCUAGUCUUUUUAAUCUUUUGGUCAGACAGCUAUUUAUUCCUGUUUGGAUAACAUAAAUGCAGAAAUGGACGGAAAUCAAUGAGUUUGAUACUGAAAAAAAUCUCCGCACUCGGUUUGAAGAGUUCACAACACUUUGACUAGCAAAAAGAAAUAUAUCUUAUAUUUGUGUGAUCCAUUAUUCUGUUGUAUUCACAAUAACAUUGCAAGGAUUACUUUGUACA